AUGGAGAAGACACAGCGUGAAGCUGUGAGGAGCAACUUCGACUAUGCUGCCUUUAUGUUUGCCAUCCGUACCCGCCUGGCGGAUUUCCGCAAGGCCUGCAAAUUGGUUCGCGCCUGGACAACUUUCUUUGCGGCCCGGGCCAUGAAGUACAAGGACGACUAUGGCGAGGAGGCGGCCACCGAAAAAUACGGUUUCAUUAUCGAUCUUUGGAAGGAGAUGCAGGACUUCGAGUUGGUCCGUGACCAGCUCCUCCAUGUCUUAGUGGCCGGGCGGGAUGUGCUAGCGAGCUUGCUGGCUUGGACCUUGUAA
Podospora pseudopauciseta is the source of this 309-nucleotide messenger RNA. RefSeq lists its product as uncharacterized. The transcript is spliced from 2 exons. The record is from RefSeq and is a predicted model, not a curated record. The coding region runs from base 1 to 309 and encodes 102 amino acids. NCBI's taxonomy places the organism in Eukaryota, Fungi, Ascomycota, Sordariomycetes, Sordariales, Podosporaceae.